CAGACCAACACACAGCAACAUGAUGCUCUGCAUUGGAAUCCUUUUCUCUUUGUCCUGCGGCCGUUUGGCUCAGGACUCACAGAGCCUCGGGGGGGUCGGACCGGGGCCCCGCCUGGCUCCUGGCCGGGCCCGGCAGGGGGCCGCCCCGGCCGGCCCGGCCCAGGAGAAGCAGGCCCUCCUGCAGCCGCUGGCCUGGAGGUUCCCUGAGCCCCCGGCCGAGGAGGAGCCCCGCCUCCCCCCGCAGUUCGAGCUGCGGCGUCCCGUCCCGGCCGACAGCGUGAGCGUCCACUGCGGCGAAACCUCUGUCCGGGUGGAGGCCAGGAGGGACCUGCUGGGCAUCGGCCAGCCCGUCUCGCCCGAGGAUGUGACGCUGGGUGGCUGUCCCGCCACAGGAGAGGACACCGAGGCUCAGACUCUGGUGUUUGAGUCGGAGCUGCACGGCUGCGGCAGCCGGCUGACGAUGUCUGCAGACUGGUUCUCCUACGAGUUCUCGCUGCUCUACACGCCGAGGCCUCUGGGAAACAGCCCCAUCGUCCGGACCAGAGAGGCAGCCGUCGGCGUCGAGUGUCGCUACCAGAGGAGGCACAGUGUGAGCAGCGAGGGGCUCAGGCCCUCCUGGGUGCCGCUGGUCGCCUCCGAGGCCUCAGAGGGGAAGCUGCUGUUCUCCCUCAGACUCAUGACCGACGACUGGCGCUCUGCGAGGCCGUCCUCUCUCUUCCUGCUGGGGGAGCUGAUGAGGCUGGAGGCAGCGGUGCAGCAGCGUCAUCACGCGGCGCUCUCGCUCUUCGUGGACGCCUGCGUGGCCACGCAGACCCCCAACGCCAACACCGUCCCACGCUACGCCUUCCUGGGCAACCACGGGUGUCUGCUGGAUGGGAAGCUGACGGGCUCCAGUUCUCACUUCCUGCCCCGGGCCGAGGGGUCCCGGGCCGAGGGGUCCCGGGCCGAGGGGUCCCGGGCUGAGGGGUCCCGGGCCGAGGGGUCCCGGGCUGAGGGGUCCUGGGCUGAGGGGCCCCGGCUGCGCUUCCAGGUGGAGGCGUUCAGGUUCCAGCAGGACGACAGAGGACAGAUCUACAUCACCUGUCAGCUGAGAGCGGCGGCUGCUGCUCCCGUCAACGCCGUCAACAAGGCGUGCUCCUUCUCCACCGGCAGGUGGAGGGAGGCCAGUGGGCGUCACGAGGCCUGCUCCUGCUGCGACACACUCUGCACAGGACGUCCCACAGCAGCUGGUGAGUGGCAGCAGGAAAUCAGCACUGGACCAAUCAGAGUGCAGGAGCGGCCGCUGGGCUGAGGCGUCCCGUCAGCUGCAUCAAAAGCGUUGAGCUGCAGCCUCGUUCGUCUGUUCUGCCCCGUCUGAGCCGCCAUGACACCGCUCACCUGACGGCACACACACACACACACACACACACACACACACACACACUCAUGCUGGAAAACACAACUUUAUCAUUUAAAAAAGAUUUUAAAAAUCUGUCUGUCCCCGGAACUCUGAGGCGUUCAGGUGUCGCUCAGGUGAUGUGGCUGCACUCGGUUCAUCCACACGCUGCCUCCUGGACCCCGCCUUCACCUCCGAGGCCCACCUGAGGAACCUCCGAGGCCCACCUGAGGAACCUCCGAGGCCCACCUGAGGAACCUCCGAGGCCCACCUGAGGAACCCCCGAGGCCCACCUGAGGAACCCCCGAGGCCCACCUGAGGAACCUCCGAGGCCCACCUGAGGAACCUCCGAGGCCCACCUGAGGAACCUCCGAGGCCCACCUGAGGAACCUCCACACCGUCCACAUGUUCUGUGCAGAACCCCGGAGGCAGGCGGCUCAUGAGUGUAAUGUGAUGUGAUGUGACGUGAUGUUGGACUGAUGGUUCCUCCACACUGAAAAAUAAAGGUGCUAAGUGGAA
This is a messenger RNA of Myripristis murdjan (pinecone soldierfish), 1894 nucleotides long. RefSeq names its product zona pellucida sperm-binding protein 3-like. Gene Ontology annotation, biological process: positive regulation of acrosome reaction; egg coat formation; binding of sperm to zona pellucida. Lineage: Eukaryota; Metazoa; Chordata; Actinopteri; Holocentriformes; Holocentridae. The transcript has 8 exons. Gene Ontology annotation, molecular function: acrosin binding. The record is from RefSeq and is a predicted model, not a curated record. Gene Ontology annotation, cellular component: extracellular matrix. Bases 20 to 1291 code for a protein of 423 amino acids.